This is a messenger RNA of Bursaphelenchus xylophilus (pine wood nematode), 5343 nucleotides long. NCBI's taxonomy places the organism in Eukaryota, Metazoa, Nematoda, Chromadorea, Rhabditida, Aphelenchoididae. The record is from the annotation of a GenBank genome assembly.
AUGUUGGCCGCUCGCGGAGUGUCUCUCGGCUUGGGGAAAAUCAACUUAUCGGAAUUAAACCAACUUCCGGUAGCCGAUCGGGCACUUUUGGGGCGGAUUCAGAAGCUCAAGAAGAAGGCACAGGAGAAGCCAAAGAUCGUGGUCAAAAAGUACGUCGAUAAGAAAGUAAGUAAAAAAUACUUAUUGUUAGAUCAUAGACCACUGACAAAAUUCUGAAUGGUCAAUUUUGUAUUUGGUAAUUUUUUACUUAUACAGGGUGGGCCACUCGAAACUGACAAGUUUUUUCUUUGAAUUUCUCCGCGGAGACUCCGCCGAUUUUUCCAAAAUUUAGAUUUUUCUGGAGCUGAGACCCGCCAUUUUCAACCGACUGAAUUUCAAAAAAAUAUAUUUUGAAUUGACCUUUCCAUGCCUUCUCAAAGUUUUGAAAAAUUAUUUUCAGGCCGAAACCGCUAAAACUUAUAAAAUUUUUGGAAUGAUUUUGAAAACGGUCAUUUUUCCGAGUUCUUGGGUGAAAUUUUCUUUGUUUUGCCUCAGAUAGUUGUCAAAUAUUGUUCCAAAAACAAUUUUAUUUAACAAUCUGAUGAUUAAUUUUUCUAUCUGAGUAAUUAUGUCCAUCCUCUCGCAUCACAAACUUGCAGUGCCUUUGAGAGUCAUGAGCAGCUAGAAUUGCGUAUCGUGGAUAUGGUUUAACUUCAAACAGGCCGGGCUCUGAGCUUCAAGAUGCCCCAGGCCUGACUCGAUAACCAUUGACGUCGAAUUUUUCAAUCUUUUUGAAAUCUUUUUUUUUUGAAUGUUCAUGCCCUAAUGGUAAUACAAACAACCCUCUUGUGGUUUUCAAUUUGCUUUAAACAAGUUUACGGCGAGCACUAGCAACUUUUUACUCCACGAUUUCCCCAAAAAAACCAAAAAUUUUCCAAGUCCGAGAAAGUCAAUUGAAAAUCAUUCCAAAAAUUUUCCAAGUUUUAGCGGUUUCGGCCUGAAAAUAAUUUUUCAAAACUUUGAGAAGGCAUGGAAAGGUCAAUUCAAAAUAUAUUUUUUUUAAAUUCAGUCGGUUGAAAAUGGCGGGUCUCAGCUCCAGAAAAAUCUAAAUUUCGGAAAAAUCGGCGGAGUCUCCGCGAAGAAAUUCAAAGAAACAACUUGUCAGUUUCGAGUGGCCCACCCUGUAUUUCUGGAACUUUGUGCUCUACACGAAAAAAUUAAAUUUUCCAAAUAUGUAAAUUGGAGUAAUUUUUGCUUACAAAAUUUCAUUUACCAUUUCAAUUACCAUCUUGCCCUAUCUUCUUCUCCCGACAUAAGAAAAGACAUAGGUAGUCAGCAGAAAGCCUCUCUGAUCGUAUAACUUUAACGAUUAUGACAUGAUAAUCCGAGUGAUCGCUCAAAAAAAACAGCCAUAAGUUUGUGUAACGCAUUAAUCGAGAGAGUAGAAUGCGGAAUGAACUUGGCCAUAAAGCCAGGGGAGUGUGCUGAAUCGCUCUAAUCUAGUUUGGGAAAGGUCUCUGGCCAAAUUGUCGGCUUUCCGUCCCUAAUGGAGUUGGGAUUCAUGAAGAUUCUGGCCGAGAAGGUGGAGAAGGAGGUAGGAUCAAGCAUUUUUGGCAUUGGAGGUUAAUUAAAAGUUGUGCAAAAAUUAAAAUUUUUGUAAUCAAGGAAAGGACCGAAUUACCAUUGAUAUUCUUGGUCUGGCUGGUCCGAAAAAGGUGGCAAUAAUUUUAUUUUUUAUAUCGGACAAGGACUGCCAUCUUGACAAUCAAAAAUCUUUACGUCUUAUUAUGUUACCCUUGACGUAUUUCUACGUCAAUUCUCUUGUUUCUUUUCAUUUUCCAUUAUUCUAAAAUUCCCAAAAAACGAUUUCCCUUUCCCAUGGGAUUGUUUCAUACUAAGACUAUUAUAUUAUUUUAGGCUAUUAUAUAAUAUUACUUUACUUUUUUGGAGAGUGUUUCGAAUUUCCCCGGCUGAAUGAAACCUUUUCCUGAGGGCAUUUUCGUCGAAUUUUUCGGAACGGAAAUCGGAACCCAAACUACUUGGCCCCGUUUUCACUUGGCCACAGCGGGAUUCUGGAGGUGUUUGGCCCGAGGGUUGUUAUCAGGAGAUGUCACAAUUCAUGCCCUCAAGGUCCUAAGCUGUCUUUGUACCAAGUUUCGGGGGUUUUGUUCUUUUUUGGUCCUGAGGACUAGUUGAAGAGGCUCAAAAAAUGUUUGGAAUUUUUUAAGGAUUUUAAUUGCUUUUUUCGGCCAUCAUUCUUUCAUUUGUUGGCCUAAUUAAUCUAAAUUUGGGCGAGGACUGUAAUAAAAGUGGUGAGAAUAUUUUAAAAUACGGUAUUUUUAAUAUUUUGAAAAUCUUUAUAAUUAAAAUUUCGCUUAAUUUUAUGUCGUGACAUCUAGUAAUCUUCCGCAAUCCCUCGCCUAAUUAACUUUUUAUUACACAUAGUUACUAUGUGGUAUAAAAAAAACAUAUUUUAGUCCUCACAAUAUUUCCAGAAACAUUUUUUCGCAUUUGCUCUGUAAUCCUACUUUUUCUCGACCCGAACAUCCUAAUCUAACCAUAAAUAUUUUUAAAUCAUCAUUUAUAUUACAUUUGUUUUGUUUUUUAUCACAUUUAUGACCAUGUUAUUGUAGCUUUUAUGUGUCUCUCCCAUCUCCGAUCCUGUUUUAUUCUCCUCCACCUCUCUCUGACCGAUGAACUCAGUCUCUGAGUAAAUGUAUGCACCUCGGGCUCUUCGCUCGGCCAGUUUCCUUCAGCCCGAUGGAUUCACACUCUCGGAAUUAGCAGCCAGACCAAGGAUAAAUCAGUUUCCGAGGAGAAACCUCUCCAAAAGGGCCUACUCCUACUUUCUAAAGACUUAUUAUCAUCGAAACAGAGAGGUAUUUGAGUUGUGAAAGGUGUUUUUUGCUAGGAAAAUAGUGUUCUCUUUUAAUUUCAUCUUAAUUUGCCAUUUCAGACCUUAUGGGCGGCCUGUCGAGCAGUGGUUGUUGGGGGAAUAAUCAUUGCCCUGGGGCUAUUAAUGACGAUUUUGGGAUACUUUGAUCGAGAUCUGACUACAGUAAGUUGCUUUUGUAUACCAUCCGGUAAGUCGCUGGAGUGAAUUUGGCCUAUGCACUGUGCUCCAACAAAACGGUCAGCUUCACUGUGCGUUUUUCUAAAACUGUCACAACUCACAGUUUUUUUUCAAAAGCGCGCUGGAGGAAAAUUGAAGAAAUUGGCAAAAAAUGUUUUUGAUUGCGAGAAUCCAUUGCACGGCAUUCUGUACUUUUGGGACACAACCGAUCUCCGCGACUUUUUCUAUUUUUUUCGUAGUGUGCUUGCUUUCUCUCUCCAUAUCUCGCUAGCCAUUUGAGCUAAAAGGCUGAAAUUUGGCAUGGGAGUAGAGUAAAAAGCCAGCUUUCAGAAAAUAUAUAAAUUGUAAGGAACCCCGUCGCAUAAACUUCGCAAUGACAAUUGAAAAAAAUUCAUUUUUAAACCUUCUGCAACCCAAAAGUGCAAGUUGCAAGAUCGUAUUGACAAAUUUUUUUUGUCUAUGUGUGUCAAAUUCGAUUCUCUACAAGAUAGCCAAAUCUCAUCUUAUUUGAUGUGUAGCGAACUGAGUUAUGGUUACCGUCACAGUGCUUUUUUUGGUACUUUAAGGAUAUUUCGGCCUUUAGGGCAUCUACAAAGAACUCCGCCAGCCGAAUUAUUCAUUAUGCCUGUAAGUAUGAUCCUACCAAGUUUCGCCCUCCUAGCUCGAAAAAUGGCAAGUUUAUUCGCAUAGUUCUUCCUUGAAUGGCUAAGCUUUGAGUCUGGAUCGGAAGAAGGCUUGGAAGUCUUCAUUGCGAGUGUUUCCGUCAAGUGUCAGGUUUCUAAGUGGUAUUCAUACCUUGAGCAUUAUUGUCAAGCAGAAAAUUAAAAAACUCAGCGCUUGGCUAUUGAAAGAAGAAUUAUGCGAAUAACGUUGCAAUUUUUCGAGCUAGAAGAACGAAACUUUGUAGGAUCGUACUUACAGGCAUAAUGAAUAAUUCGGCUGGUGGAGUUAUUUGUAGAUGCCCUAAGGGCCGAAAUAUCCUUAAAGUACCAAAAAAAGCACUGUAACGGUAACCAUAACUCAGUUCGCUACACAUCAAAUAAGAUGAGAUUUGGCUGUCUUGUAGAGAAUCGAAUUUGACACACAUAGACAAAAAAAAAUUUGUCAAUACGAUCUUGCAACUUGCACUUUUGGGUUGCAGAAGGUUCAAAAAUGAAUUUUUUUCAAUUGUCAUUGCGAAGUUUAUACGACGGGGUUCCUUACAAUUUAUAUAUUUUCUGAAAGCUGGCUUUUUACUCUACUCCCAUGCCAAAUUUCAGCCUUUUAGCUCAAAUGGCUAGCGAGAUAUGGAGAGAGAAAGCAAGCGCACUACGAAAAAAAUUGAAAAAGUCGCGGAGAUCGGUUGUGUCCCAAAAGUACAGAAUGCCGUGCAUUGUAGCGUCGCGAUUUUUGCCCCGUGCGAAGGUUUCCCCGAAGUCUGUCGUCCGCACCGUCUUUUCACUUGCAAUGCACUGUGCAGACACCCCGAAUUCACUUCAACGGCCUUCCGGAUGGAUUGCAACCAAUCUUUAACUGCUUCCAGAGUACUCUUUACAACAUGACAACUGGCGAUGAGAUCGUGGUAAUCGACGCCUCUCUCAGAUACAAACUCAAGAGUAUGCAGUAUGUGGGGCCCGUUCUGAUGGGGCUGGGGACAUUUCUGCUGAUCAUCGCAUGUGUAAUCACCUUAGAAUCUCGAGAUCGACAUGCUCAGAUCAUUCAAGAAGAGUCGAGUGGAUACAAAACGAAGAGGGAAAUGAUCAAUUCGGCCACAAAAUUCUCAUUACUCCCGAACGAAGAGGCCGAUGAUAUGAUGAAAGCGAAUCAUUUAGAUCAGAAUGAUCGGCUAUUACGUAAGUUUGGAUCAUCAUGAUGGGAAUUGCAAGGUUUCAGCUCAACGAACAGAUCGGCCUUCGAUUAAUUCGGAAUUGGAAUUGGUCAAAGAAAAUCACUUGAAGUAAGCUCUUGAUGAUCAACAGUUGUUACAAUUAGCAGUAUUGAUUUUAUAAUUAUCUAAAUUUAGGAAUCAACAGAAUGUGAAAGCAGAAGUUCAUCAUGUGAUAGGUGAAGAAGAAGAGGCCGGGCCCAGCAACAGGAAGUCCCAAUCUCUCCGGGAGUCCCUGAAGAGGAAUGGGGGCCAGAGAUUCAGUCUCCAGAAGCCCCCUCUUCCAGAAUCCGGUCUUCUUUUGUCCACGAUCCAUCUCAAAAAACCAAAGGGACCAGCGCCCAUAGCCCAAUUCGACUCUCAACUCGAGAUUCCCCUCUCUUCCGCGUCUUGUUCCACUCUGGGCACUAGUAAUUACAGGUCAUAA